Molecule: messenger RNA, 7738 nt
Organism: Ornithodoros turicata
Lineage: Eukaryota; Metazoa; Arthropoda; Arachnida; Ixodida; Argasidae
Gene: by
Product: tensin-1-like
Exons: 34
Coding region: 2233-6300 (1355 amino acids)
Cellular component (GO): focal adhesion
Molecular function (GO): protein binding
Source: RefSeq, a predicted model, not a curated record
ACUCAGUUCCUCGCUCGUCGCCUCGGCAAUCGCGUCUCUCCUGCUGCUACUCUACUGUGCUCCUACAUUUUUGGCCUUGACGUCGUGCCCGCAGAGUCGUGACUCCCCAUUCGCUCUAGUCAUGGUGGACAACGGCUGAAUACUUUUGCUUCACGCGCUGCUCGAUGCAGAAGACGGAAGGGGCAUCGUGAGGAGAACGUCUCGAACGUCAACAUUUGUGGACGGUGCUUUUUAUGUUCCAUCUGUGCUUCUGUGGAAUUGCGUCUUUGCAGAACCAGUCGUGGGGUCAGUGUUUCGGUGCUCUUGAUCAUACCCCUCUUUCUCGAUUGCACGUGAUCUUGAGUGUUGCUUCAGUGUAGUGAUCAGGCUAUUUGAUAAGAACGAGUUCAUCCGAGUGUCCAAACUGUUCUCGGAGGAGGAUUUCGCAGGGGGCCUUCCUUGACAACCUUCUCCGCAACAUGUGAUGCCUCUUUCGGUCCCGUGCAUCAAGUGCGAUAUUUUGUCCGUUAGACGCAAUCGCUCAUUCCUAGCCACACGUCCAGUCCUCUUAGUUUCCUUACCACACACAUCUACUACUUUCCUCAGACUAGAACAUACCAGAUGGUCAUCGUGACGCUCUUUUAAGAGACCAUCUCCAUCGCUUAAUUGUGCCUUUUAAUACGCAUACGCGGUUACAUCCGGAGGAGUUUCAAGGAUUCCUAGCCGUUGUUCUGGAUUUCAUUGGGUGAUCUGCAUAACGCAUCAAGGUCAUAUUCGCGGGGGACGUUAGUGUCCACGUUGCAGCCGUGUGCAUCAAGUAGAGUAUAUUAAUACAAAGUGAAUGUAGGCAAACGGUUGAUGAGACGUACGAGGCUAACAGGCGGGAGGCAUUUUCCGAGCUAGCUCGUAUUAUCUUGGAUGGAGUCGUCCAUGUAAUCUGGAAAUAUCGCUCUGGCGUGACUGGAACAUGCUACGCAUCGACCCUAUACCGUGCGAAGCAGCAAUAUCUAUGCUCAGCUAAGUUUAGCGCAGCUUGAUAAGGGUUGACGGGCGACAGCCAAGAGUAGCUAUUUUGCUCCAGAGGAUAGCACGUCUAUACUGUACGUGCGCCACGCCGAAUUUGCCGAGCAGAGCCCGCCCCGAUAACAUCCCAAACAGACGGCGCCGAAAAGUAGGCAACUUAUCCAGGUGACUUUCGGGGGUCAAGCGAGGUAAUAUUGGAAUUCCGACGCAACGGACUGCCCCCUGUUUUGAGAGAACAACAACCAAGUCUGUUUUGUGUUUUCCUUCUCUCUCAGUCGUGGGGGACGACUUUUUUUCAAAGACCACGCUCGGUUUUGUGCCCGUCUUUCCAUCGUUCCCCCGCGGUGUUCGAGCUUUCAGUCUUGACCAUCGGACCAACCUUGUCGGAUAGUGUUUCACUAACGGACAUCUGCGGCGAAUCGGGGAAAAAUUCGUUGUUGUUGCUUGCUCGUGACUAGCAUCCCACAGUCUGUGAUUCCCAAGAACACGUGAGUUAUCAAACCGGAGUUGUUCAUUCCGAAAGGAAAUGAACGAUGCGCACGCGGGAACCUCGUCUGAUUCAACUGUGUUGAUCAUCUGCUACAGUUUCGAUGCCGUCUGCAAUCUUGUCGACAGUUUCGAUGUCGGUCACCUACUGACAAGUAGCGGCAGCACUUCGGAUGUUUUGAUCUGUUGGCAGCAUUUUGUGCUUCUAGAGUGAUUCGGUGUUUUGGCUGUUUUCCGCCUCUCGCAGAGAUAUUCUCAGUUCUCUGUCGAGGUUCCGGCGGAAGUUACUCAACUGGAAGAAGUAGGGGUUCCGAGUGGGUCGCAUUCUCGAUACUUUAUCAACACGCUGAAAAGGUACUGAACGAAGCGAGCCCGACGACUCCCAAUAAUCACCGGACGAAGCACCGAUACACAGCUCUCUCAUAAACACAGCGGAUCUUACCCCUGGCAGACGCUGGACUCUACCAUAUAUACCUGCCUUCACGAACGCAACUUUGGACGCCUGGUGAGAGUUACCAAUACUGCGUUUGCGAAAAGCAGUAAAUGAACUUUCGGUGCAUUGCCCAAAUGGUGUUUGACCGGGUUGGAAGACCAUCCCAUUCUAGUCACUGGAGAAAGCUUUACUCCCGCGCUUUUAGUGUCAAGGUCAAGCUGCCACUUCAGUCUACGAGCGAGACGUGAGGGAUUGCUCCUAGGAUAUAAACUGUUCUUUUUUUUGUGUGUGUGCGUGACUUUUCAUUCGCGAUGUGGGGCUGCCUCGGAAAGUCUCGAAAACGUAAAAAGAUCACCAUAGUGCGGAGCCCAUCACCCGGAUGCCGCUGUACUUGCCACGGGGGCUCGCUCCAAACCAAGGUGAUAUCGUCCUGUGAGCCGAAGCAAGGCUAUGAGCUGAACCACAACGAAAACCGAGAAUACCGACCAUCCAGGCGAUCGAGUCCGGGAUCCAGAUCUCUCGAACGGAAGACAAGUCCGAAAAGAAGCCUCGAACGACAACCCAGUUUUAUCAUGGAUAUCACGUACGUGACAGAAAAGAUCAUUGUGGUGACGUUUCCCGAAAGUGGAAUCGAUUCCACGUACCGCAACAACCUAAAGGAAGUGACGCAUAUGCUGCGGACGAAACAUGGCAGCAAGUACAUGGUGUUCAACCUUUCUGAGAGGAGGCACGACCUGUCUAAGCUUAACAGUCAGGUGAUGGAGUUUGGCUGGCCUGCCCAUCUUUCACCUCCUCUGGAGCGGUUAUGCAGUAUCUGCAAGAGCCUCGACUCCUGGUUCCGCACGGAUUCACAGAACGUAGCCGUCUUACACUCCAAGGGCGACAAAGGCCGAAUCGGCGUUGUCCUGGCUGCAUAUCUUCAUUACACGAGCAUGUGUGCCAGUGAUGAUAAAGCCCUGGACCGGUUUACAAUGAAGCGUUUUUUCGACGACAAGCUAUACUAUACGAUGCAUCCAUCACAAAAAAGGUACAUCAACUAUUUCGCGGAGCUGCUGUCAGGGAACAUUAAGAUGAACAGCAGUGCUCCGUACCUGCAUCACCUCAUCCUCAAUGGGAUACCCAACUUCGACAACAAGGGAGGCUGUAAACCGUUCUUCAAAAUAUACCAAGGGAUGCAGCCCGUCUAUACUUCAGGAGUUUAUCUCGCAACGGACUCCUCUAAACGCGUCAUCGUGAGCAUGGAGCCCAGUUUGCAGCUCAGAGGAGACAUCCUCAUCAAGUGCUACCAUAAGAAACAGCGACCCGCAGGAAGAUCACCCAUCUUUCGCCUGCAGUUCCACACCUGCACUCUGGCCGGGGACCGAGUCACCUUCACCAAGACCGAUCUAGAUGACGCCUGCAUUGAUUCAAGGUUUCCCGAUGAUGGCAAAAUAGAGUUGCAGUUUUCGCAAAGGCCGGGCGACUACAGAGGAAACGGAUCGGUGAAUGACACUGCAAUGUCAGUCGACAGGGAUCCCUUGAUCAAGCAAAACUCGUACGAAAACUUUGACAUGGCAGCAGAUGACAGCCAAAGUGACAUUGACGACUUUCUGGAAUCUUUCCACGUACCAGUGUCGCACGCAGAGGGUCCCCUGGAUGGAAACCUUUACGCAACCAUCGCCAAGAAACGAGCUCCGGUCACAGAAUCAUGUCGUCAACCCCAGACGCUGCACGACAAUACGAGUGAUGUUGACGGCCCGCACACCAUCAGCAUGGACUCUGGAAUAUCCUCCUCUUCUGGGAUUCAGGUGGGAUAUGGGAACCCGAGUCCCAGCGGAGCUUCCAAUCCCGGUCAUCCCCAUCUGUCCAAUGGCACCACGAAUGGUCAUACCUCUCCUGGAACUGUUGAAGUCGAAGUCCACCACAGUCCGCGCCACAAUCCUGGGCACAAAAAUCCGACCAAGACAAAAAGUCGAGCUGUGCAACGUCUCAACUCUUCAGAACUGGAUGAUCUUCUUGAUGGCAUGUUGAGGGAGAUCCAGUCCAUCCCAGAUGUUCCAGUUUCAUCCCGCUAUGGGACACUACCGCGGAACUAUGGCUCUUCGCCAAGUUCAACUCCCUAUACGUACACAACACGAACGAGUGAGUACCCACGCUCUGGUGGCGGCCAGGUGACGACGGUUACUACGACUUAUCGUUGGCAAGAUGGCGAGGACGAAGUGGACACACCGUUUCACUCUCGAGAAGGAGCACAACCAUUCACGUACCUGGAUAGUGCCAGCCCCCCUCUACGAAGGAGGGCACACUCUGAGUCUGGUGUGGAACUAGAGGGUCUUGGAAGACACGACGAGGGACACUUGGGGACUUAUCGGCACUCUUCUGUCAGUCCAGAGACAAACGGAGGUGGUUCAUGGUUGCAGAAGCAGCAGCAGAAGCUACGUGCAAGGCGCGAGGGAUCGUGGGACGACCGACAGCGCCGGCUGAUCGCUGAACUGCGUACUACGACUGCCCAUCGCAGUCCAGAACCUCCAAUUGAUGUGACCGAUGGAAUCCUAGCUACUUCUGACCAUCCAUCAUCCAGAGAGCACUCGCCGCUGAAGACGCACAAUUAUUCAACACCAUUACACGUGCACACAUUGAGCACAUACACGCAAAGCAAACCUCCGGUGCAUCGCGGACUGAGCGCUCCAACUUCACCCAUCAUCCCUUCAAGAACAAGCAGCAAGGAUGUUACACUAAGAAGGUACCCGCAAUGGCAGCAGCAACCUGUUGGGUCAACCAUGCCUGUUGUUCGACAAAACUCUGACACAUCGUUUGACCGUGAGAGGCCAUUUGUAGCCGCUAAACGAUCCCACCAGCAGGCUAGGGAUGAGGUGUCCUCUGGAGGUACGUCACCCCAUCACAUCAUAGCAUCCUCCGUGGUCUACGGUUACCCGUACUGUCCCAAGAAAAAGGACGCCAAUGGUCUUGCCUCUGACAGUGAGCUUCUGGCAUUGUUGAAUGAUCCGUUGUUUCAAUGUGACACGCUGGACACGAAGCCGCCUGCUACGAAAGCUUUGAGCAAACUGGAUGCAGAAGCACCCAAACCUGAGGAGGUUACCCAGAGCCCAUCUCACAGCCCUCAGUACAUCGGACAUUCUCCGGUAGCACAAUCCACGCCAAACAGGCCUGAAGACACGACAGAUAACGCUGGUUUCUGGUCUCCAUCAGCGCAUGACGGGAUAAAUAGCCCUCCUGGAACAGGCGAUCGUCCGGCAACACCGGCAUUUCCCGUACCACCGCGGACGCCAUACAUGAAUCAUGAUUCUUUGAGUGGACUGCCACCCAAAAGUCCUACACUUUCUCGCAGGAGAGACCGCAGCCCAUCCCCGUCUACGCUGACUGCACUCCAGCAGAGUCUGCCAUCUUCAGCACCCAUGAGCCCCACUGGCCAAAGUUCUCCGUCGGUGUACUUUGGUCAAUCACAACGUUCGAGUAUGGUUUCCCUCUCUGAUCCAGGAGAGGUCAUCAGCCACCAUCCUGUGUUUGUAAAGGACACGUCGAAAUACUGGUACAAGCCCAACAUCAGCAGGGAAGAAGCUAUCAGCGUGCUGAAAAACAAGCCACCUGGAACAUUUAUCGUACGGGACAGUAACUCGUUCCCAGGUGCCUUUGGUCUCGCUGUCAAGGUGGCCACAUUACCAGCUAAUGUACAGCACAAAGCAGGCGACCCUUCGAGUGAACUGGUGCGACACUUUCUUAUUGAGCCAACAGCAAAGGGUGUGCGACUCAAGGGAUGUGCCAAUGAAUCUGUAUAUGGAAGCUUGUCCGCAUUAGUGUAUCAGCAUUCAAUCACGCCACUGGCUCUUCCUUGCCGACUGUUGUUGCCAGAAUCUGAACUUGGAGCAGACUCGAACAUCAGUGCGAGCACCACUGACAACAAGAGUGUCGCUUCGAGCCUUCUUCAGCAGGGUGCAGCAUGCAGCGUGCUCUACCUUUGCACGAUGGACAUGGAGUCGCUCACAGGCCCACAAGCAGUCCGUCGGGCCAUGUCAGAGCUCCUUGCUAUUCAGCCCGCACCUGUGCCUACUGUUGUCCACUUCAAGGUGUCUUCCAUGGGCAUUACGCUUACCGACAACAACAGAAAGUUGUUUUUCCGGAGGCAUUACGCGCUCAACGCGAUCAGCUACUGUGGAACAGACCCGGAAGACAGGCGUUGGACGCAGAAGAACGACGAUAGUGGUGUGACGGUCACUCUAAGGUGUUUUGGAUUUGUGGCUCGUAAGCCAGCCAGCCGUACGGACAACCAGUGCCACCUGUUUGCCGAGGUUGAUCCCGAGCAGCCGGCUUCAGCAAUCGUCAACUUUGUUGCCAAGGUGAUGGAUGCAGCGGGAAUGUCUGCAAAAGCUAGCAUGAUCUAGAUGCGCAUCUCAUCUUCAUUCUGUUCUUAAUUGUAACAUUCAAAGUCUUGGCAGUCUUGACGAAAAUCACUUUUAGAUUUACACAAUGCAAUACUGUUUGCAUUGAGAAUUUGCAUACUUUAGAGAUGAACAGCACAUUUCAUUUUUUCUGAAGAGAUUUUGAGUAUAUUGUUUAAAAAGUUUGCAUGGUCAAGUAACAUAGAUUAUAUUCCUAAUAUGAUAUGUGUGUGCCAGUUGAUACAUAUUACAUUUAUUUAUAAAAAAAAAAAAGAGAGCAUAACUUUGCGCAGAUUUUUACUUUAUCGCAUUUCCUUCGCCCCUGCCUUUUACCGAGUGACAUGACAAGGUUGUGCUUGUAUAGAGAGGAGAGUUCACAUGUUCUCUGUUUUGUGAAGGGGAAGAAAGACGAUAUUAAGCCCAUUAAUGUGUACAUGCAACUUCUUCAUAUAUGAUAAACUUGUGUUCCUUCUUCGGUUCCGACAGGGCUUCCGUGAAUGAACAAACAAUGUUUUAGGUUCUGUGGCCUACCUUGGAUUGCAGGACAGUAAUGCCCUCUCGUGGUGUUCUAGCAGCUCUAGUUUUGUAUUUACUGUGCGCGUGUGCACUCAAUCGUGAAUUUCUUUCGUUAUAGUGAGACAUAUAGAUAAUAUGAUUUUUUACAUUGAAAAAUGUACAACGAAGAGUAAUACAACAUAGAACAACUUUAUUACUUCUAGACAAGAAAUUGUAAUAUUCAGGGACGUAUCACCAAGAGCACUGUAUUUUCUAGCGUGCCACGAUUGUUAUCUAUCUCUAAAUCUGUGUCACAACUGAUGAGCAGAACGUCUGUCCAAAACGGAUUUACUGUAUGGAACAAAACUGUAUCUACUUUUUGUUAAUGCCUUUUAUGCCCGUUUUAUAAGUGAUUUUUUUUUUUUCAUAAAUGGCAUCAAUGAUUUAUUUUGCUGCAUCCACAUAAACUUACACAUGGAGCACUUUGUGAAACAUGCCCUGUGAAUGAAUAUUUAUAAAAAAGAGUAGUGGAAAUGGCACAUGUACGGUAUGUAGUCUCAGCCCGUGCAAACGCACUUUGCGCACACAUUAGAUGCUUUGGUAUGUAUAUGUAUGCUCUGCCUUAUCUAAUGUCUUCCGUCAAAGCGCACAUAAUUAGCAGUGCUGUUUCAGUGAUGCCAGAUAACAUGUUCCCUGUCUGCAUUUGCUUUCAGUGCCCCAGGUUCUUUCAAAUGUGGGUGAAGUUGCGUAGACAGCAUGUUUUGUUAUGAUCGCACUGAUCGCAUCAAAAAGUAUGUAAUUGUACAUACUGCCUCGUUACCUAGUGUAACAUUCGUGUAACCAUGCUUGCUGCGAGAAUAACAGUACCAAGUGCCAUGUUUUAUUAUACAUUGUAGUUGAAUCUUGUCUGUUGAUUUUAUUUUCCAGAAUAAAAUUAGCGGAGUCA